AUGUUGAGUGAUUUCCAAAUUUAUCAGCUGUACCAGACCUGUGGUUUGACAGUUGGGAAUGCUGUGACAUGGAGUAUGCUUUUAUCCGCAGCCCAGAGCUCUUCAAAAUCCGAUUCCAAAUGUCCCAGAAAGCGAGGUCAGUUAAGAAAAGAAAAGUACUGGGUCGGGGUGGUCGAAGCUGAGUUAAGAUAACCCAAGGUUAGAGCGAAAUCUGAUUUAAGAUCUCAAAGCUUUAAAGGAAAACUCAAUAUAAUUCCCCUCAAAUAAGAGAGAUAACUAUCCGGGAAAGGCUUUUUGAACAAAAAGAUAAAGAAAACCCGAUGAAGAUUUGAGCCUGGGUCAGGGCUAAUCAGCUUUCGAACAUCUGAGCCUAGGGCUGAAAUCAGACAUUUGAUUAGGACGAACAAGGUCCAAAAUUAGUUAUUUCAUGCGGUCGCAGGGAAUGUUUGAAAUCGGUGAAUUUAAACGCUCCUAUGAACCCUCGAUCAGAGCCUGUGACGCAAGGCCUUAGCGGAAGCCAUAUACCCGUAAAAGCAUGGUUAGUGGACUGAAAUGGAGUUGGUGGUGGUGGAUAUUUACUGAGCUCUGUAACGGCGAGGUGAUAUCCACCACUUUCACUGACACUGGCGGUAUUAAUUGUUUAGUGAGUUAUUUCACCCCAAUGGUCAAUAUGAGAUUUCAGACCUGCCAUUGUCUUUUGUGGUGAACGUCUUUUCAGUCAAAUACCGGGAUUGACCAAGAAAGUGAGACUUUUUUUGAACUUGGCUGAAUUAUGAGAAAGAAAAAGAAAAUCUAGUCAGUUUUGGACUUCUUGGUCGCAAAAUAAACGAAAUCUUGGAACGUGAGUGGCUAAAUACCAGGUCAGAUUACAUGAAAAGACGAAAGAAAAAAAAACUUGGAUCAGAAUAUUUCCAAAUAACACUGCACUGCAAUUUAAUCUACUAGGAAAAAAUUGCCAGGACUUUCUUCAUCUCGGUCGAAAAAUGGACAGGCUAUCUUACAUAACUGAUAACCCAAUUAGAGAUCUGCCAGUUUACUGCAGUGGUAUAAAUAGCGGAGGCUGGAUGAAUGCAAUGAUAAGAACUGAUUCUGGGGUGAGCUUUGAUCGAUUAUUCCAAGAGUAUCGAGAUGGUUUUGGAAGUUGCAUUGAUAAUGCGAAUGCAGGAGAUACCUGGCUCGAUGAUGACUGUACAAGUGAUUUCUGGCUUGGAAAUCGAAACUUUUUUCUUCUUACUGAUAAAAACGGACCAUUCCAACUAUUGGUUAGUCUUGAAGACGCAGAUGGAAAUGUGACGCAUGCGUACUACAAACGGUUCGCUGUCAAAUCAAAGAUCAUUUGGCGCUACGAGUUGUACAUUCAGGGGUAUGCGGGAACAUCCGGGGAUUUCUUUCAAGCGCUACACGGUAUGAAAUUUACGACAAAAGACGAGGACAACGAUCUGGAAUUUCUUCAAAAUUGUGCCACCCCCGGGAGGGGAGGGUGGUGGUAUAAUACUUGCGGCGGUUCUCCGUUAAAUAUGAGAAUCAUGAUGCCAAAAAGCUUUAAUGAAAUUAUCUGGAACACAUGGCCUGGGGCAGGAAAUGCAGUGAGUAAAACAAGAAUGAUGAUAAAACCUAACCUAGGUGGGUUUUCGUUACAGAUUUUUGUUUUCACUAUUUAAUGAAAUAAUUCGAUCGAUGACAGUAUAUGAGCAACUACACUCCUAUCCCUCCCCUAGCCCAAUAUCAACCCUAUCUUGUUCUCAGUCGACUGUUGUUGGGUUUGAGGGAGGGGGAGGUGCGCAGUUUCACAAAUACUGACAUUAAUUCAAACAAUAGUCCAUUUUACAUUUCUGUGCUUGGUUGCCAAGCCUUUGAACAGGAGUGAGGCUAAAGUUGACCUUGUUAUGAUACAAACCUUGCUGCUUUUCAAAUGCAAAUUAUUUCGUUAUUGUGUUAACUAGUUACUAAUCUCUAUCACAACAAGGUCACCUUCAGCCUCACUCCAAAUUAAAGGCUUGGUAACUAGGUACACAACUGUAAAAUGGCCUAUUCUUACAUUUGGACUUGCGGAUGAUAUACAAGUUAAGACUUAGACCUCACAAUUGAGCUAACCAAAUAAAUUUUAUCAAAGAAAUAAAAAUUAACACCUAUGGGAGAAAUCAGUCGAUUGAUGACGGUUGGUCUUAACAAGUCCCGGUUGUGCCGCGGCAUUCUGGGCUAUCGACGACACUAAUGAUGAUUUCCGCCAAGUUUGACGAAACUUCUGUCACUCACCGACAAUGGUCCUCCCCAGGACUACUCUUACCCCUACCAUUUGACUGCACGAUCAAAUGUAACUCCCAAGCAAAAACCAUCUAUUGUAUCUUGUGCACUCUGUUAUUUAUUUCCUUUCAGAACGCCAAUGGGACUAUACCCUACAUUUUCAGGACAAUGGUUUCACAACUUACGUGGGCCCUUUGAAGAUCUCUGAUUUUGUGGAAGCAACUGUCUGUUGGUGGAUGAUCCCGCGAGGCGUUCCCAUGGCCGUCUACUCUAUAUCGAAUAAACAAAACAAUAACGCUUUUACCUUCGUGCAAACCAACAUAUUGGCAAUGAAACUCCACGUGAAUGGCCACAUAUCAAGGUCCUUAUCAACCCUCUAAGCCCUAAGGAUGACCAGUAUCUAAUUUCUCCUUGGAGAAAUACCGCUAAAGUAUUCAUUAAGAUUAUGGGAAUAUAGGAAAUGAUCGCCAAACGUAGACGGUUUGAUUGCUAAAUGAAUUCUCCUUGUCUUUAGCGAAGAAAAUGUAUAGAGAAAAAUAUGGAGAAUAUGGAAACUAAUUUUAUGUCCUUUUCUAUAUUCAAGUCAGCCCUAUUUAAUAUAUCGUGUUUGUUUGUUUGUAUAUAUAACCUCAUCAGACUCAUGUACGCUUUUUUUUUUUUCUUUUAAUUUCUCUUUUUGUAACAGCCAAGUUUUUACAAGGAAUUUAAGUAGUGAUCAGUUCUGGCAUCAUGUGUGUGCCACGUGGCGCAGCACAGGUGGGCGCUGGAGUAUCCACGUGGAUGGUAGCAAGGUGGCAGAAAGAUAUGGCCUUGCCGUGGGGGAAAAAAUCAUUCCCGGGACCAUGUACAUUGGACAGUUCCAGACCAAUGGUGGCAAAUUUGACAAUAGGGCCUUUUUUGGUUAUUUGAGUCACUUUAACAUGUGGAAUUUGGAGCUGUCCGAGAACAAGAUCAAGAAAAUGUCGCUGGGUUGCGGAGCAGAAAUCGGGAAUCUGAUCCAGUGGCCGGACUUGAAGGCAUGGACCAAGAAAGUGUCCAUGGAAGAACCGGCAUCAUGUAAGACGCGAGGUAAAAGGAUAUUUUUGGGUCACAUAAAUUUUGCUUUAUGUCUUUCAUUCCAUGAUUAUCUUACUGGAGAUAAGUUUUCAAAUAAACUGUGGUGCCGGGUCUGGUCUAUAAGGAGCAUUGCGAGAUAUUUUGGCAUUAUCAGUUGAGUUGAUAAUGUAAACUGCCCACCGCAGUAAGCUUUUAAAGCUGAAGUUUUGAGCUUUGACUCUUCGUCAGACCGAAUCAGGUAUAUCUUACCUUUACUUUGCGUUCAUAUGCAUUAUGAGGUGCAUAGUUAUGCCAAUUUACGUUGCACUGCUUCCAGUUCCAUGUUAGUAGUGUUAUAUUUUCAGGGUUAUGUUAUGUUACGUUAUGAUAAGUUUCAUUUCGUCACGUUACGUUCCUUUUCUGGUUAUUGACGAUGUGUCGUAAAAGUGGUAUGUUAUGGUUUGAAAUGUGAUUUUGUCUUACAUUAUUGGACAUCAUCAUGUUGAUAAUUCACGCUUCUUCCUCACCCUAGAGAAACACCGUGUUGACUUUUCAAGCUUUUCAUCAGACAACAAAUUCCCCGAAUUGCUCUCAACAAGAGAGGCAACUGUCGAGGGAGAUGGUGCAGAUGCAAACAUGAACGUGUUGAACAUACAAGGGAAUUCUAAAAUAAAGUUUGCUACCACGAGAGAUGAUUGCUUAAAUGAUCCAAGUGUCUGUUCAGGCGGAUUCACUGUAAGCUUUUGGUUAAAACACGAACGUAAGUUUACUUGCUGAUUUCAACAGUCGCGCCGCAGAACAUUACAGACUAACAAACUACAAUAAUGUUUGCCUUCACCCCGUUUUUUGCAUUGAUCCACAGUGUAAUGUCGUUGAUAUUCUGCGCGUUGCGUUUCCCUGAUAUGUUAAAAUGACGUAGUAUUGGAAUAACAAUUUGCCUCAAGCAGGAUGUGCUUUUAAUGAGUGACUAAGAAGAGCUGUUUUACUUACGUGAAAUAUACGAAAGAUUCAUGUACGAACUAAAUAAAACUGAGUCACCUCAGAUAAAUAUCAAGCUUUUACCGACGGAUUUAACUACCAACUUAAAGUAGACUUUUUUCAUUAUCACCCGCUGGAAUUUUUUACGUGUCCAUCUAUUUUACUUAUAUUCUUGCAGCAAAGUUUAUCUCUCAAAUUCUUGGUGGAAAUUCGGCCCUACACGAAGCCCUUAACAGUUGGCUUUUAAAUGUUACACCGAUUGCGUCUCGUUGGAAAAGAUGCUAUCUCACCAAUGACCAUGGCUGGUGGGCGUCAACAUUUCAUACAAAGUGUGACAAUCGUGGACCUACUGUAACUCUUGUAAAAGUUGGAGAUUACAUAUUUGGAGGGUUCUUAGAUCAACCAUGGGGAGGUAUGUCUCCUUCAAGUUUGCUUUCUUAGGCACUGUGGGGGAGUGGGAGAGGGGUUGGGUUGCGCGAUGCUGAAUUUAUGCUCUUUCGUGUAACUAACUUACGUUAGGAGUUCCAAAAUGUAGUUGUUGCUUACAACGCCCGCCAUGAUAUAGUUGCUGUUGUCGCACUGCCUGCCUGAGAUUAACACACCAUGCCCAAGGCCAAAUUACAGAGGGAUAACAAAAAUAACUAACGGUUUGCUCGUUGCAAGUACUUUUUUUCUAUAAUUGUACCCCAGCAGGCACACCUACUCUUUCCUUUAGGUUUUAAGUAACCAUAAUCCAAAGCAAACAGGAAUUUAUUUUCCUUUGCCUUUCCCCCCUCCCUCCGUCCUUUUUCCAUGGCGCAAAAAAAUUUCUUCGAGUAAUGGUUGUUAGAGAGUUGAAUUUCAUGCAUAGUUUCAUUUCAGUUAAAAUGAGAUUGUUAUUGCUUUGAUUAGCGCGUUUUGUGGUGGUUUGUAGAGGAUACCUGCAAUAUUUUUAGUAAUGACAGACACGUUCUUAGAAAAUAACUCAAGUACUCCCAAUGGGAGUCGCAACUUUAUUUAUAUUAUCAUUGCGCAAAGGCAUCACAUAUGGACAUUGCUGCAAUGAAUAACAUCAUCUCUUAAGUUUUUUUUUUAUUAUGCCUUAAAUUUUUUUUUAUGUAGGGGAGCGAAACUUGACGAGUUCCACAGCCUUCCUCUUUAGUCUUCAGAAUCCUGAAUAUCUACAACCUGUAAAACUAGAAAUAAACGCUUCUUCAAUAAAUAGGGGCACAAUUGCUGCUUUAAGUGAUCCACUCCUUGGACCAGUGUUUGGCGAUGGGGAUCUGGUAAUAAGCGAUAUGGCAAAUACAGGAAUCUUUUCCUACAGUAAACUUGGACGAACCUAUCUCCUGCCAGACGGGAUAGACCCCAAUACCGCCGCCGCACACAAUCUGCUUGCGGGAAGCGCCAACUUUAUCCCAGAUGAAAUCGAAGUAUUUGCAUACGAAGGUAAGAAAAACUUUAGUCACUAUUUAUCGCAGAAUAUAAUAAAGCUUACAGGAACGUUCUUGUUGGAUAUUUGGAUAUUUACGUAGUUGGAUAGCAAUAGUGGAAGCAGAUCUUUAAGGGUACAACUCUCCUAAAGUAUUGAUUUGAAACGAUAGAACAAUCAAUUAUCUACUGAAUCUUCUAAUUUUAUUUUUUUAUGCUUUUUUUUUAGUACCGCACUACCUUGUGAAUACUAGUAUCGCAGAUGACCAGAAUAACGGUAAAUAAAUACGCUUAGGACAUAUGACUUUUAGUCUCUAUUCACCGGGGUUUAAACCAAAAAACCUAUCCAUCAGAUUAUCACUGAAAAAGCAGAUGAACAUAAGACGCACAUCGAAGUAGUGAAGUAUAGGGUGAAAACCAAGUAGGGAAGGUGGAGUGUGAUCUUUUUCAGGCUUAAUGCCCAACUUUGCAGGUACACAAAGGAUAUAAAGGGUGGGUGUUUUACGAGAGUUGGUGCUACACUGGUCAAGGGGUCGAUUCAAGGGAUUAUUUAAUACUCCACAGAAACUUGUGUAAGAGAUACCCCAUGUUAGUCCAAAACACGUUCUCUUUGGCCUGGAAAAGAUGUUGCAGGGUUGUGGCGUAUAAUUGUGAGUGUAUAAAAGGAUCAUUGUUUUCUUGAAAAGAUACCUUUUUUUCUCAGAAGUAGAAAAUAAAACGGCUAAAGUUUGGAAGUUCAACCGAAGCCUGGUACCCUUCCUCUUCGUGAAAAAUAUGAAGAAUUAAAAUUAGAAACAAUGUCUUGGUUAUGAUUUCCUUUAGGCACAUAAACAAAUUGUCAAUUUCGUCAAGGACACGCGAUUAUCACAAAUCUCUUUUUCUUAGUCGCUGGAGACUCAGAGAUGGAAAGCGAAAACUUUUGGCUUCAGGUACAGUUCCUAAUUUAUUAGAAGCUUCAAAGGCAUACGUUGUUCGCUCCUUAUUAGCCCAUCUCUUAUUAGUAAUUAAUAACCUCCAAAUGAAACUCAGAAAACCGCAAGGAUACGAAAUGUUACGUCGCCGAUAGGAAGAAACCAAGCGUUUGAAACAAAUACAUUUAUGUUUCCGUGGGUCUGCACAUGUAAAAGAUCACAGAAGAAGUCAAAAUGUGAUAAGAAAAUCAGCGACUCGAUUGGUUGCGCCUCGUGUGCCACUUUUCUGUCCUUACCAAGUUUGGUUUUUAUCUGCGAUCUAUUACUAAACAGACGCACGCCAAAAUGGAAUCGAUUUAUUGAGUUGAAACUAUGCUGUUGGCGCCAAGGGAAACAAGCCUGUGGUUAAGUGAUGUUUUUGCAUGCCUUUUCCUUUACGCUGAUACUUUUGCGUUGCUUCAAAGGUUGACAUCGGCCAGGUUGGUUCCGUGGGUUUCGUGUCGACAAAAUCCGGACUCGCUUUCCCGAUCUCUUAUCACCUAGCAUACAGUGUUGAUAAUUCAACAUGGUAUGAUUAUCAAGAAAACGGAUCAAGAAAGGUAUUCAGAAUCUAGCAGAAAAGUUGUUAGAUGGCCAAUUUGGGGACUGGGUAAUCUUAUCAGUGUGUUGAAUUUAAGAUUACUAGUUACAGGAUCUGCUUGUUCGUAUUUUUCUCUAUCGCGAGCCACAAAGGGCAGAAAAGGGUCCUUUGCCUGCUUUCAAUGUACACCUGGGUAUACUAUCCAUAAUAUAAGGGGUACGUCCCGGAGGAAAUUUCUGCCGUAAAGGGUUUAAAAGGGGUGUAAUUGGGAAUUAGGUUAAAACUUGGAGGACCCUAAGAAAGAGAUACUUUUUUCUGGAAAUGAGUGUUUUUGUCGCACGAGUUGGCGUUUAACUUGACUUCAAUUGGCUGCAGUGAAUGGAAAAUGUGUUCACCCACUUCAUGCAACUGAUGGAAUUAUCUUUCUUGCGGCUAAAGUUAGUUUCACUCAGUGUGUCUUUGCCAAAAGGCCCAAAUAUUUCAUAUGAAAUUAUGUUUUGUGUUUCAGUUGUUUCAUGGAAACUGGGAAGGUGCAACUGUUGUGAAAAACGCCAUCCUUUCUCCUUUUGAAGCACGGUUUGUGAGGUUCAUCCCCAAUGAAUGCUCAGAAGAUGUUUGUUUGCUUGAAGCAGAAGCCUACCUGCUAAUAAAAGGUAGCCAAGGCUUUAUGAUUAUUUCUCCGUAAAUUUAAACUUGAGAUUUCAUCGUAAUUAAUAUUACAUGUACUUGAUAGAAAUAGUCUGCGUUGUACGAACUUUUGUUAUUCGAGGAAGAGAAAGGUCUGAAAAAAACUUCCAUGACGAUGAAAUUGUGAAUGUGUGACAGUUGACAGCUAUUUUAUUCAACCCGGGAGACACAAUUUUGAACAAAGGGGGUAGGUUGAUACAAAAACUGUUGUGCAAUAUUCCAGUAGGGUUAUUAGAAGAUAGUUUGGUUUUAUAAACUGAGUUGAUAAGGUAAAUUGGCCACCGUAGAGAGUUCUCAAAGCGGACGUUUCGGGUAUAGGUUCUUCGUCAGAGCGUCGGAGCCUUUCCUCAGAGCAACCCUUUUUCGUGUUCUCAGUGAUUUCACCGGAACUCUUUUGCUACAACAAACGAACAAGGGUUAGUUUGUAGGCUUUUUUUUCGUAAUUACAUUUUCAAUCAUUUAAUCUUCCUCGACAAGAAAAACGAUAUCCUGGGGAGAGGCAAAAUAAAGAGCCAAAAGUAGGGUGCAGCGGAGGUUCAUAGUCGAUGCCCUAAGUUCCCCAGACGGAGCGAAGAUGACCUAAUCUGUCUUCCUAAUCUUCCUUUCUUUCAGAGAGCAGAACCAACAUUAUUUCGUUAUCUUCCGAAAAUUCUUCAUCCACUGGUCUCGCCAUGUUUAAGAUGCAAGAUUCUAUAACCUACCGAGUACAGGUUCGAACCAUGGAGGGCCUGGUAUGGAGUCUCUCUUUCGAUAUGUCACAAGAGUCACAUGACUGGACACAUUUGACGAUCUCGUGGCACGAGAUGUGGGGUCUGAAAGUAUUCAUUAACGGGGAAGUCGCAAAGAAAAAUAAUAUGCCUGAGGAGAUAUUAAAUGAUACCUUGAUAGUUUCUACACACAUAGAGAUCGGUGGAGUAACGAGUGAAAUAUAUAACGCAUCAUCGCUCGGAACUAACUUACAAAUGUCUGAUUUGAGAAUAUGGGAAAGAUUGGUCUCCAGAAAGGAAGCAAGGACGAACUACGAGGUCUCUAGUAAGUAAGGCUGUGAUAUUUUCAUUUUAUUUUCUAAUCGUCAACUUUAAUUCUGAAUCAAGUGAAUUAAACAGAAAAAGUAAGCUUUUUGUGAGGUUUUAAAAAGAAAACGAUUUGAAUUGAUCAGCUUUCUUAGUCAAUCACGUCAUCAAUUUUGCACAUCAUGUUUUCAAAACCUCGCCAAUGAUCUCUUUUUUCUCCAUUAAUACAGAAAAUUGAUGGCGGAAUGUAUUUGUAUUUGAAUUCAAUUACCUGACACCCUCUAAAUUAAAUAAUUUUAACUCCUCAUACAUACACUCGCUUUAUGAAAUCAUGCCAUGGCUUCUAGAAAUUCACCAGACAGACUGUCGUCAAGCAUUAUGCAAAUAUGUCAUGUCGUGCUAUUUAUAGUGAUAAUUGAACUGAGUGGAGUGCAAAAUUCCGAAAUCAUACGCGUGAUUUCAAAAUCAAACGAGCGCACUACACGAAUUUGAUUUUGAAAUGACAAACAUGAUUUUUCGGCCAAAAUUGCACGAAACGAAGUUCAGUUAUCACUUUAUUACAACCAUUUUGAAAUAGCAAACUUCAGUCGCUCAAAUACAGCCGACACAUUUGUCUUAUUGAUCAAGUAAUGAGCUGGUUUGUAGAAAGUUUCAAAGUUUUUUUUUCAUUUUCCUGCAAUUUGUUUGGUUUCUUUAAACAAGACUUGAAAUUUGAUUGGUUGUUUUGUUUUAGUAAGGCUUUCUCAUUGGCCGGGAAAAAGAUGCGAUGUAGGGCAAAAUAUGGGGCGAUUCGUGAAUACAUCGCGCCGAUAAGAGCCAAUCGGAUUAGAAUUACCAGGAAUUUAAAAAUGGAUGUUAUAAACCAGAAAACAGAAUCUCGUCAAUCAUCCAAAUAUAUUUUUAUUGCUAUUGAUGUUACAAAUUAAAAACCUGCGUCUUAAGCAUAAAACAAUAGCACUUAUUGUACAAUACUGCGUCAAUUUUUUGUGACAAUCCACAAAACAUAGUUUGGUCUCUCUCAAAUAUGCUCACGUCGUAGUGGAGAAAAAAAAUACCUGCGUGGAUAUGUUUAUCUCCUCUACCUUUUUCUUUUGUCGUGCUCUCUCUAAUCCAUUAGUUACACAGGUGAUGAUGAAAAUACCUCCUUUCGGUGACUGUGGAACAAAACUGGGAAUUUUUGCGUUUCAUCAUUUUAUAUUGGGAGACACCGAAGCUUUACAGUGAGAGCUGCACUACAGAUCGAAAGUUCUCAAAUUUCUUUGGCACGACAGUUCGCACUACUGAUUUCUCCCCAAUCAAGGCUCCAUUAAUGAUGUUGGCGAGUCACAUCAGCGAAAUGCUUAGGGAAUGGGAGAGGGUAGCGAAUGUUACAUGUUAUUAGCUUGCAUCUCAUCCCGAAGUAGCAAUAAUUCCCUUUGCUGCAUCACAUUACAGAACUUAUGUGUACAGUUAAUGAUUUCUAAUUUUGUAUCCAAAGUGAAUGUUUCCAGUGGCUUAUGGUACGUCAUCAAAAAGGCUACUUUCAAAACGGAAGGCGCGGUGCAGACUAGUCGCUGGAUUUUAAGAGCUUCCUGUACAUUGUCAAGCCACACGGGUCCUUGUGAUGAUGGUGGGUCUUUUAUGUUCUGUUAUAUUGUGAAAGUGUUAGCUACAUUAAUGUUUGCACGAAAGGAGUCUGCUUCUUCCACUGAAACAAAGAACAUCCAGACAGGGCAAAAUAUUCAACAUCUCUCUUUAACUCAUUUCUGUUUAACCAGACACAUUAGUGAUUAUUUAUUCCAACUUUUUUCAGGAUCGCCCAGGGAAUUUCCGCCUUUAUGCAAUGCACCUCUAGGCUUAGAGAGCGGUCUUGUUUCUGAUUCUCAAAUUACUUCAUCUUCCGUUCGUGGACCCGGAUUUGAAAACCAUAAUGCCAGACUUAAUUAUUUAAGCUGUUGGUCUACCCUGGAAUUGGAUCCUUGGAUUCAAGUCGAACUUAGAGCUUUUACAAGAGUUACCAAGGUUUCAACACAAGGUCGACCAGAUGCAGACGAAUGGGUACAAAGCUACGCCAUAAAAUAUCAAGUAACAAAGAUUUCACCUUUGUUAGAUUAUGAAUCCGAAGUGAGUAUAAAUCUUCAGUACUGUUUAAAAACUAUUUGAAAAUGAUAACCGACGAUUAUUGCAAAACUCGCGAGUUAUCGACGAUUUGAGAAUGGUACUUGAAUAUAAAUGAUAUACUGCGCGGUUUAGCGGCCAGCUGUUUCUAUAACAUCACGUGCAUUAUGUGAUGUAUCUUCUCAAGCAAACGGUGUAUAUAUCUUAGUUACCGCUUUGUGAUUUAUCAGUGCAUCUUAUCACAUCUUAUCAGUAUGUUGUUUUGGCGAAACGUGACCUCACUGCCGCUUGGGGAUAUUUCUUUUGCAUUUAGCGAGUUAUCGUUAACGGUCAUCAAUGCUACGGUUACUUUCAUCAAGUUUUUGUUUUCGCUUACAGAUAUACAGUUAAGCUGCUAUUGCCCCUCUUAAUCAGACCUUCCUCCAAUCUUAAUAUCAAACUUGGACGUUUUUCGAUUUGAAUUUUUUGAAAUCAAUUUUUCCGCUGGCACGCCAAACCAGUGGCUCAAACCUCCGAAAGGUAUCCUAGUCUUCCUCCUACAUUUCAUUUCUAGCACCUUUUAUUUCUCCUUUUAUUUCACACAUACUGAAAUUUUCGUCGUGAAGUACUAGUUCGUCUCUCUAGAUCUGUUUGGAUGAGCGAUGCAUUUUCACAGAAGUUUACUUCCAAUCUUUGAAUUUAAAUAUGAAAAUCUCAGUUUUAAUUAAAUAAAAACUAUAUACCAAAAAAUAUAAUCUAAUCACUCGUUGCGAUGCAUCAAAAAACGUUCUCGUUCUCUGCGCUUUCUCGUUCAUUUUUUUUUUUUUUUUUUUUUUUUUUGUAUCGUAAAUCGAAAAUAAAAAUUGAUCGCAUUUUCCAUGGAAUAGUCUCUAUAUCUUUUUUUUGUCAGGGAGAUUUCCAGGGAAACUUUGACAGAUCAACCGUAGUGGCGCACGAUAUCCUAGCGACGGGGAUGAUAUUCAGGAUCUAUCCGAAGUCGUGGUACACUCAGCCCUCCCUCAGGCUUGAGUUAUACGGAUGCAGCCUUGGUAAUUCUUUAAAAUCUUGACGGUGACACAGGAGCCCUACCCACCCCUCCACGCCUAUCACGCUCAAAAUCGAAUUUAAGCCCACUUACCGCUUUUUUGUAAAUUUGCACUCGGAAAGCUGUCUGUAGAAUGGGAAAUAUUAUGAAAUAUUUGUCGAAUGGAAGUUAUUUGUUGGUAAUAGCCGGCAAACGGAAAUAGUUUCGCAAUCGACUUUUACUCAGGACUGUUUGGUUGUUCGUCCAUUGUUGAUGAUGUGUGACCUUGGUUUUUAACCCAGCAGGGGUAUGUUUAUAAUUUCAGUUUUUGUAACUGGAUGAUUCUGUAACUAAGAUUUCACUUUAUGCAUAGCCUGUCUCAAGGAAGUUACCCAGCAAGUUCAAAUACCUUUAUGAAUACUUUACGCCGGUUUUCUUUGCUUGAUUAAAGCCAGUUUUCUUUUGGCAAAAACGCCAUAAACUUUGAUGAGGGACCUAUCACCCUUCUUCGACUAUAAAAUUUUAGGUUCCUAGAUUUUAGUAAUUAAGAGACAAUGGGCUUAAAUCCAGAAACUGUCUUUGCAAUUUUUCGCCUGAAUUAAUCUUCAACACAGAAAUAAAUGGCUACGGAAACAACCUUUUUGCAAAAUAUUUAGCCAAGACGAUAAAUACGAUGAAGUUAGAUCCCAUUGAACAUUAUUCCCACACUACUGCAUUGAUGGGUAUAUCUCAAAACUGUUCUUUCUUUUUCCACCAGAUGAACAUAGCUUUAGGCACAUCGAAUCAUCGUACCCUCGAGAAAGAGGUGACAAAGCCCGGAUGUUAACACUCCACGCCACAGAAUCGCACAAGUGUCUUUCUUUCGCCUAUCACAUGAAUGGUUCGACGAUCGGACGUCUCAAUGUGUUUAUUCGUGGGCCCGAUUCUGAAGAGUCUCUGCUUUGGAGAUUGGCUGGAGGUCAAGGAAAUAAAUGGAAUACCGCUACUGUUCCAAUCGAAAGAAAAAUUCCAUAUCAGGUAAAUUCAGUUUAGAAGGAGAACUAUGAUAUCUAAACCAUAUAAACUACCUACCGCUUUUAAAAGAUUACAAGCAGCGAACCAAAGGUUUUCAAAUGUGAUAAAUACUCAACCUUAAAGGACGCGAGGAGGAGAACCCUGUACUUGUCUGCCUGAAUUACUGCAGGCUAAUUUUUGAACGCGGUAGUCGACGAAUGAAAGAUGUGAUUCUGUAUACAACGAGCAAAGAAGAGUAAAUUCAUCAUCGGAGCCCCUUUGAAAACCAGCCCCAGACUGAGAGGGCUUCCCUGAAAAUUCAAUAAAUGAAGUUUCUUUAUCAAUGCAGAUUUGAAUUCUGAUUACGCAAGUCAUUAAGAGGUUCUCUGUGGGUCGGUGUUCGUGUAUCUAACUCGUACGCAAUUUCACAAGUCACGUUUUAUUAUUAUAUCUUCAGAUCGUAUUCGAGGGGGUAGUAGGCGACAGUUACACUGGUGACAUCGGCGUCGACAAUAUAAGUCUUGGCCUUGACAACUCCUGUACUUUUAAACCUGUUACCGCCCGACGAGAAAUAGCAGGUUUGUGCUGAGUGGAAAUAUCAAUCGUGCUAGAUAUUUUUCGUGUGAUUCUUCCUCGUGUAAUAUCUCAUUCGCGCCUGCGUUUUGUACCCAAGUAUUGAUGGAAAGAUGUUAUAAGUUUUGCUCAAUUUUCCAGAAUAAACCAAGGCGCCUUCACGCCAUUUUCUUCGUAUCAUCUUUAAUUUAAUCAGGAUUUCGCUCGGACCUGCUCCAAAAUGGACCGUGGUUUCAAGACACGUUGAUGGAAUGGUUAGCCGAGAAGGGUCUCGGUGAUGAAUACUGGGUACCAUGCUUCCGCGGAAGUCUGGAUAGCUGGAAUGCAAGUUUGUUUAAAAUUCAGUGCAGGAACAAGAAAUCUACCGUGGCCUUGAUUAGAAAAGGAGAUUGCUUGUUUGGCGGAUUUUCCGAUAAACCCUGGGAAGGUAAAAAUUUUUUUUUUUUUAAUGACGUAUUCCUCGAUUCUUUGGAACGAUCAGCACGUGAAGGUACGCGAUUGCUACUUAAUUUUUCUGAAUCUUUCCAAAGGUCCGGUCACUGGGUUCAUACCCAGUACUAAAUCCUUCCUGUUCACUCUACAAUCUUCUUCGAGCUUAUCUUCGGAGGCGAAAUGGCCAGUGCUUUCCUCUCAAAGAUCUCGUGCUAUAUUUUACGCGCCUGGAAGACUGCAAUUCGGAGAGGAACUAGUAUUGAACUUAACAAACAGAUCUCUCUCUGUUAACAUUGGACACGUUUAUGACAUAGAAAAUGAAGACGGCGACUUGUUUUGUGGGGCCAAUGGAACUAUCGUGGAAGCAGAUGACGUGGAAGUGCUUUCGCCGUUGGGUAUGUGA
Pocillopora meandrina is the source of this 14359-nucleotide messenger RNA. NCBI's taxonomy places the organism in Eukaryota, Metazoa, Cnidaria, Anthozoa, Scleractinia, Pocilloporidae. The record is from the annotation of a GenBank genome assembly.